Larimichthys crocea (large yellow croaker) is the source of this 2457-nucleotide messenger RNA. Its product is annotated as endothelin receptor type B. Gene Ontology annotation, molecular function: endothelin receptor activity. Lineage: Eukaryota; Metazoa; Chordata; Actinopteri; Sciaenidae. The transcript is spliced from 7 exons. Gene Ontology annotation, biological process: developmental pigmentation; vasoconstriction; enteric nervous system development. Bases 297 to 1730 code for a protein of 477 amino acids. Gene Ontology annotation, cellular component: plasma membrane. The record is from RefSeq and is a predicted model, not a curated record.
UUGUGUGUGUGGAAAGUUGGGUAAAUAUUGUUGUUGCUAUGUCACCUGUGUGUGUGUUUGUGUGCAGUCAUAGCAGUUUGAUUUCAUACUUUUUGCACCACCACACAUUGGAAAUGUCUUCAAGUUCCCUCAGUUCUUUUGUUGUUGGAUUGCUGCCACACGACAACAUGAAAGUUCAGACUCCUGAACCAUCUCAGGUCUGGAACCUUUGAGGUAACAUCAUUCUGUAAACUUGUGCUAUCUAACUGUUCUUCUUCUUCUUUCAGCGCUCCAAAUCACAGAAACACCUUCUGGGAAUGGGUUUAAGUGUCGCAGCAGUGUCCAGGAUGGUUUCUGGAGCAACACAAGUGGAUUCAGCCAAAAGUUCUGGAGUCAAAGCAGGUUCCAGAUUGGGUGCCUCCAUGCCCGAGAUGUUUACCGUGCUGCUGGUCACCUGGUGUCUGCUGUUUGUCGAUCCGGUUUCUUGCCACAAAAACUUCUCGUCUGAGCCAUCUCAGACGUCAGAUGUCUAUGGCACUGACCCACCACUGCAACCCGGGAUGGAUCACCGGAUCCAGACCCAGGACGGAGAUCUGGGGGGGUCGGCACAUUCAAACAAACCGACACACAAACAUGAAAGAAAUUUUCCGUCUCACUCGUCGUACUCCAACUCCUCCUUGAUGGUUCGUAUGCGCCCCAUGUUGCCUCCUAAAUGUCACGACACCAUGUCAAUAAAAACAGCCUUCAAGUACAUCAACACAGUAAUCUCCUGUGUGAUAUUUGCUGUGGGGAUCAUUGGAAACGCCACCCUGCUCAGGAUUAUCUACCAAAAUAAAAGCAUGAGGAAUGGACCCAACUCUCUGAUAGCCAGCUUGGCCCUUGGAGACCUGAUAUACAUCGCCAUCGACAUACCAAUCAAUGUCUACAAGCUCCUGGCGAUGCGGUGGCCGUUUGCUGACAGUCCGUUCGGACUGUUCCUCUGUAAGCUGUUUCCCUUCCUGCAGAAGACUUCAGUCGGCAUCACCGUCCUCAACCUGUGUGUUCUGAGCGUGGACAGGUAUCGCGCAGUGGCGACUUGGUCACGCAUACAGGGCACCGGUGUCCCCACGGUAACGGCAGUGGAGAUCGUGGUGAUCUGGCUGCUGUCCAUGGUGCUGGCCGUGCCGGAGGCCAUCGGCUUCAACAUAGUCACCUUCGAGUACAACCACACUAUCAUAAGGACCUGCAUGCUGCAACCCAAGACGCCCUUCAUGACUUUCUACCGGGAUGCAAAGGACUGGUGGUUGUUUGGCUUCUACUUCUGCGUACCUCUGACCUGCUCGGCUGUGUUCUACUGCCUGAUGACCUGUGAGAUGCUCAGACAUGAGAAAGGAAGUCUGAGGAUCGCACGGAGUGAACACCUUAAACAGCGUAGAGAAGUAGCUAAAGCCGUGUUCUGCCUGGUGUUGAUCUUUGCCCUCUGCUGGUUCCCGCUUCAUCUGAGUCGCAUCCUGAAGAGGACGGUCUACAAACCCCACGAUGUACAGCGCUGCGAACUGUUGAAUUUCCUGUUGGUGCUCGACUACUUCAGCAUCAACAUGACAACCAUCAACUCCUGCAUCAAUCCCAUAAUCCUCUACCUCGUCUCCAAGAAGUUUAAAAACUGCUUCAAGUCCUGUCUGUGUUGUUGGUGUUAUUCUGGCUCUCUCUCCAACAGUACGCUGCCUCUUCACAAUGGGACGAGCCUGCAGUACAAACACACUGACCACUGAGAGAGAGAGCCUGUUAUCCUCACACGCAACCAGCAACCAGCAACCGGCAACUCAAAUGGACUGACCAAAGAUAUCCAACCAGCCACGCUGUGUGAAGCAGCAGAUAUACCCUGUAAUGUUUAGUGUGUAUUUAUUCAGUUCUAUAUAUUAUGUGUAUAUAUUUUAUUACAGACUCACUGUUGUAUGAUAAUAUAUAAUAUUCUCUAUGGCCAGAAGUAUGUGGACACAUUGCUGUUGCCCGGUUACACUGCCCACUCACCUAGCUCCUGUUCUGGCACAACACCGGCUCCGCUCCCCUGUCAGCAUUCACCCUCAGUAAACCUCUUCUUCUUCCCGGUGGUCCAACACUAUAAUAACACUCCCACAGUUAUAUGUAAUGUUUGGGUGUCCGCUUACUUUUGGCCAUGUUUUGUGUUUGUUAUUAUGUUUUAUAUGUAAAUAUUUUUGUUGUAACGCUUCCUGUAAAAGAAGUAAAACAAGUCUAAAUCUGCACUAGCGGCCCCUAGAGGCUGAAUCUUUCACUACAUCCCACAAUAUGAAAAUAUGACUUCAAUUUUAAAUAAUGCGACUAAAGCUUUGUCCUAACGGUGGCACUAAAGGAACUUUUAAAGACAUCGUCAGGAUUAUCACGGCACGCUGAAAUCUGGUCAGUUUAGUUGUCAAGACUCUUAGAUAAUGUUCUGACGUCACAGUUUGUAUUUAUCAAUAAAGAUAUAUUCUCAGUGUG